AUGUCCCACCACAAGAAACGUGUUUACCCACAGGCUCAGCCCCAGUAUGGACAGAGUGCCACUCCUCUGCAGCAGUCAGCGCAAUUCAUGGCUCCUCAGGACCCGGCAGCCGCUGGAAUGAACUAUGCGCAGAUGGGAAUGCCACCGCAACCUGCAAUGGCGUCCAUGGGCCAACAGCAAUUCCUGACACCUGCUCAGGAGCAGUUACACCAGCAAAUUGAUCAGGCCGCCACUUCCAUGAACGAUAUGCACUUGCACAACGUGCCUCUGGUCGAUCCUAACGCUUAUAUGCAGCAGCAGAUCCCCGUGCAGAUGGGCACGCCCCUGCAGCAACAGCAACAGCCGCUAUCUUCACCCGUUUACGGUCAGCCAAGCGCCGCAAUGGGCCAGAGCAUGAGACCCAUGAACCAGCUGUAUCCGAUCGAUUUGUUGACGGAACUGCCUCCUCCAAUUACCGACUUGACCUUGCCUCCCCCACCUUUGGUUAUUCCACCAGAGAAAAUGCUAGUUCCAUCGGAAUUGUCAAACGCGUCUCCGGAUUAUAUCAGAUCGACUUUGAACGCUGUUCCCAAAAAUAGCUCCCUGUUGAAGAAAUCUAAGCUACCAUUCGGACUGGUUAUCAGACCAUACCAACACUUGUACGACGAUAUCGACCCGCCCCCAUUAAAUGAGGAUGGUCUGAUCAUCCGCUGUCGUCGUUGCCGUUCUUACGUGAACCCCUUCAUCACUUUUAUCGAGCAAGGCAGAAGGUGGAGAUGUAACUUUUGUCGUCUGGCUAAUGACGUCCCUAUGCAGAUGGACCAGAGCGAUCCGAACGAUCCAAAGAGUAGAUAUGACAGAAACGAAAUUAAAUGUGCUGUUAUGGAAUACAUGGCUCCCAAGGAAUAUACUCUAAGGCAACCUCCUCCGGCCACGUACUGUUUCCUGAUCGAUGUGUCCCAAGCGUCCAUCAAGAGCGGGUUGUUGUCCACCACCAUCAACACUCUCUUGCAGAACUUGGAUUCCAUCCCUAACCACGACGAAAGAACCAGGAUUUCCAUUCUAUGCGUGGACAACGCCAUCCAUUACUUCAAGAUUCCAUUGGAUUCUGAGAAUAAUGAAGAAUCCACCGACCAAAUCAAUAUGAUGGACAUUGCCGAUUUGGAGGAACCUUUCUUGCCCAGACCAAAUUCCAUGGUUGUUUCGUUGAAAGCCUGCAGACGAAACAUUGAGACUCUAUUGACCAAGAUCCCUGAAAUCUUCCAGUACAAUUUGAUCACCAGUUUUGCGUUGGGCCCCGCUUUGAAGUCGGCCUACCAUUUGAUUGGUGGUGUUGGUGGUAAAAUCAUCAUAGUAUCAGGUACUUUGCCUAAUCUGGGCAUAGGGAAAUUGCAAAGAAGAAACGAAAGCGGUGUUGUCAACACGUCAAAGGAAACUGCCCAAUUGCUGUCUUGUCAAGACUCAUUUUAUAAAAACUUCACCAUUGAUUGUUCUAAAGUGCAAAUUACUGUGGAUUUAUUCUUGGCCUCUGAGGAUUACAUGGAUGUUGCAUCAUUGUCCAAUUUAAGCCGUUUCACCGCUGGUCAAACCCAUUUCUACCCCGGAUUUUCAGGUAAAAAUCCAAACGAUAUUGUCAAAUUUUCCACUGAAUUCGCCAAACACAUUUCCAUGGAUUUCUGCAUGGAAACUGUUAUGAGAGCCCGUGGUUCCACAGGUUUAAGAAUGUCCAGAUUUUAUGGCCAUUUCUUCAACAGAUCCUCUGAUUUGUGUGCAUUUUCCACCAUGCCAAGAGAUCAAUCAUAUUUGUUUGAAGUCAACGUCGAUGAAUCUAUCAUGACCGAAUACUGUUACAUUCAAGUAGCAGUGCUAUUAUCUUUGAAUAACAGUCAACGUAGAAUCAGAAUCAUUACAUUGGCCAUGCCUACCACGGAAUCCUUGGCCGAAGUAUAUGCAUCUGCUGAUCAAUUAGCCAUAGCGUCAUUUUACAACGCUAAGGCGGUGGAAAAGGCAUUAAAUUCCAGUUUGGACGAAGCAAGAGUGUUGAUUAAUAAAUCAGUGCAAGAUAUUUUAGCCACAUACAAGAAGGAAAUAGUGGUAUCUAACACUGCAGGUGGUGCUCCAUUAAGGUUAUGUGCCAAUCUAAGAAUGUUCCCGUUAUUGAUGCAUUCUUUAACUAAGCACAUGGCAUUUAGAUCUGGUAUUGUUCCGAGUGAUCAUCGUGCCUCUGCUUUGAAUUGCCUAGAAUCAUUACCGUUGAAAUACCUAAUCAAAAACAUCUACCCUGACGUUUAUUCAUUGCAUGAUAUGGCCGAUGAGGCUGGUUUACCAGUACAAACUGAAGAUGGCGAAACCACUGGCACAAUUGUUUUACCUCCACCCAUCAAUGCCACCUCUUCACUGUUUGAAAGAUACGGCUUAUACUUGGUAGAUAAUGGUAAUGAAUUAUUUUUGUGGAUGGGCGGUGACGCUGUCCCAGCAUUAGUAUUUGACGUGUUUGGUACUCAAGAUAUCUUUGACAUUCCAAUUGGCAAGCAGGAAAUACCUAUUGUGGAGAAUUCAGAAUUCAACCAAAGAGUAAGAAACAUUAUCAACCAACUGAGAAGUCAUGACGAUAUUAUCACCUACCCGUCGUUGUAUAUUGUUAGAGGUUCUUCUUUGAGUGAGCCUGUAAACCAUGCAUCUGCUAGGGAAGUCGCAACUCUGAGACUAUGGGCUUCGAGUACCUUAGUAGAGGAUAAGAUUUUGAAUAACGAAAGUUACAGAGAGUUCUUACAAAUCAUGAAAGCUAGAAUCAGUAAAUAA
Saccharomyces kudriavzevii IFO 1802 is the source of this 2781-nucleotide messenger RNA. It is a transcript of the gene SEC24, whose product is annotated as COPII subunit SEC24. Gene Ontology annotation, cellular component: COPII vesicle coat; endoplasmic reticulum exit site. Gene Ontology annotation, molecular function: SNARE binding; zinc ion binding. Lineage: Eukaryota; Fungi; Ascomycota; Saccharomycetes; Saccharomycetales; Saccharomycetaceae. The record is from RefSeq and is a predicted model, not a curated record. Bases 1 to 2781 code for a protein of 926 amino acids. Gene Ontology annotation, biological process: intracellular protein transport; endoplasmic reticulum to Golgi vesicle-mediated transport; COPII-coated vesicle cargo loading. The transcript has a single exon.